AUGGCGGCGGACCGUGACAUUAUCAUCAUUGAUGAUGAUGAGGAGGAACUCAACCCUCAGCAACCACGACCGCGGAAUGAAAGCGCCCAUCUGACUAUGGAUGGUAUUCAAGGUACAUUUGACUCUGUUCGUGGUCGUUCUUCCGGGGCCAUCAUCAACAAUGAAAAUGACCUUACCCUCCGAGAGCUACAAGCUUUAUCAACAUUUCUCCAGUCACUCUCAGAGACUAUGAACGCCCCAGCAACCAUCGCAGAUUUUCGACGAUUCUUACUCAAGAUUUUCGAUGGCUGGAACUCUGUCUCCCAAGUCCCCCCACAUCCCCUUGUCCCAAAACGCAAGUUCAUGGAUACUCAUAUCAAAGUUGGUUUCCUCAGGGAGGACCACCCCCUCAGCAGGAACCGGCUCAGUGGAGGGGGCCAACAGCUACGACAACGCCGGGCAGGUCAGCCAGUGUAUUUUGGCUUGAGUCUUAAUUAUGAGACAAAUGUCGUCGAUUGGGCUUGGAGAGAUUCCAAGAAUGCAGGAAUCAGUCCUGAUUACGUUAUUCUCGAUCCCGAGUAUAACAGCGUUUCCAUCCGCACACAGGCCAUGCUCCGAUACGACAGUGCCGAAAGAAUUCGAAUUCGCACCUAUAACUGCUCUGUAUUGACCAUCUGCGCUCAGAAAACCAUCAUCAAGUGGGCGCGAGCCGGCACCGCCCAAGACCCCGUCAUCUCAGAUGUUGACCGACCCCUUGGUCUUUUGGAUUUGCGCCUGGCCGGGCCUAUCGCCAAGGCUGAAGCCCGUUGUAUGCUCCUAGCCACCGAGCAAUACCGAUUGCAGACCUAA
This is a messenger RNA of Fusarium pseudograminearum CS3096, 828 nucleotides long. RefSeq lists its product as uncharacterized. The transcript has a single exon. Lineage: Eukaryota; Fungi; Ascomycota; Sordariomycetes; Hypocreales; Nectriaceae. The record is from RefSeq and is a predicted model, not a curated record. The coding region runs from base 1 to 828 and encodes 275 amino acids.